AUGGAGACCAUGGUGUCGGCGCUGACCUCAGUCCUGGCCGGCAGGGGCGGAGGCGGCCAGAAGAGAGAGAGGGAAGAGCUCCUCAUCCCCGGACGCUUCAGAGGUUCGAACACCCCACUGAUCCUCUCUCUUCCCGGUUUCAUCCCUUCGGAGGCAGGAGACGACGAUUGCUUAUCCGCUUCAGCUCUCUACAUCUCUCCACAUCUCUCCACAUCUUUCUACACAUCACCAACAGUCUUCUCUAACCUCCCCGCGGUGCAGCUUUUGACGAGUCAACCCGGCCGCCGCCGGCAGUGGCGGCGGAAGUCUCCUCCUCUUCCGCCGCCGGCGACGGCAGCGGCGGCGGCGGGCCGCACUACCGUGGGGUGCGGCGGCGGCCGUGGGGCAAGUGGGCGGCGGAGAUUAGAGACCCAAAGAAGGCGGCGCGCAUCUGGCUGGGAACCUUCCAGACGGCCGAGGCGGCGGCACGUGCCUACGACCAGGCCGCUUUCCGAUUUCGCGGGAACCGAGCGAAGCUCAAUUUUCCCGAGGUCCUGUGGCCGCCGCCCGGCCCACUGGACCCUCAGCCGGGCCAAUUGGUCGACCUCAGUUCCCAACCCAUUAUCUCGACCCGUCAUCAGGCCCACGACGACGCUCAAGACUACGCCGCGUAUGCCAGAUUCCUGAAAGACUACAGAGACUGUCCUGGUCAGUUCACCGCCCCAGCCGACCAGUAA
Spirodela intermedia is the source of this 716-nucleotide messenger RNA. NCBI's taxonomy places the organism in Eukaryota, Viridiplantae, Streptophyta, Magnoliopsida, Alismatales, Araceae. The record is from the annotation of a GenBank genome assembly.